CCCAUGAUGCUUCGUCGCACCAAGUCUCCGGCAUAGGAGUAGUUCCCAUGGAGACCGGGAGUCUGCAAAGGCCUAAGAAUUUGGAGGGGCGUUUUCGUGGGGCCCGAGGAACGAUGCCCGGGGACAGUGACACCUUAUGGGAUAUUGCUAAAGCUGAAGUAGACAGGAGAGAAAAUCAAGAAGGUGACAGAGAUGGACUGGAAUGUUGGGAAAGAUCCAUAUUUUUUAUUGGAAAUAAAAAUGGGGGAAAGACUACUAUUAUAUUGAGGUGUCUUGACAGGGAUGAAAUUCCAAAACCAACAUUAGCUUUGGAAUAUACUUUUGGAAGAAGAGGAAAAGGGCAUAACACACCCAAAGACAUUUCUCAUUUUUGGGAACUAGGUGGUGGAACUUCUUUGUUGGACUUGAUUCCCAUCCCAAUAACUACUACUAACAUCAGGACAUUAGCUGUGGUUCUUGUUUUGGAUCUUUCAAUACCACAUGCCCUCUGGCCUACCAUGGAGAGUCUUUUAUCAGUCACCAAGAAACAUGUAGACAAAAUUGUAACACAACUUGGAGAGACCAAUCCUAAAGCAGCUAAUGAAAUUAAACAGAAAGUAUGGAACAGUUUGCCGAAGGAUCACGCAGAUCGUGAACUGAUUGACCCUUUUCCAAUCCCUCUGGUUAUAAUUGGAAGCAAGUAUGACCUAUUUUAUGAAUUUGACUCAGAGGUGAAAAAAAUAGUAUAUAAGACUCUUCGAUUCAUAUCUCAUUAUUAUGGAGCAUCAUUAGUGUUCACUAGCAAAUCGGAAGCUCUACUGCUGAAAACACGUGCUCUUAUUAACCAUUUAGCAUUUGGCUUUGAUAGAAGCAAAUCCAUGUCAGUGGAUCAGAGUAAACCCCUCUUUAUCCCAGCAGGACUGGACUCUUUUAGUCAAAUAGGCCCCCCUCCUGCUUCCGAUAGUGAUAUUGGAAAGUUGCAUGCACAGACACCCAUGGAUCUAUGGAAAAAAGUAUUUGAAAAGAAAUUUCCACCUAAGAACAUUGGUGUUUUUAAAGAAGUCAGGGACCCAGCUCAGGAUCCACAAUAUGCUGAAUAUGAAGUUGACGCAAUGCGAGCUCAGAAAAACCAGGAACUAGAACAGUACAAAAGGAAUGCCGCAAAAACAUGGAAAGAGAUGGAGUUUGAUUCUUGACUGACAGAGAUACCUAGCUCUCAUCCAGAUUUCAAUUUUAGUGUUGUAUUUUUUACCUUUAUAUUGGAUUUGUGUACAUUUUAUACACUUGGUAAAAUAUGUAAUAUACCUACAGCAAGUGGUUCCACAUAAUUGUGACUAUCAGUUAAUGAUAAAUACCAGUGGAUUAUGCCUGAAUCUCCCAUUUCACUUGUUCUUUCUAAGAAGAAUCCCAGACAUUACAUGAUGAGAAAUAGCAGUACAUGUAUGUUGUAUCAUUUAAUAUUGGAUAAGCUGAGAGCAAAUGAGGAAUCACAGGAUGGGGGAACAAUUUGGACAUAUUUUCUACUUAGCUGGCUUCUGUGUAGAUAAUAAAAAGCAGCAAAACUAAGCCACCAACAGAUGAAGUCACUGGGGUGCUGUGUGGUUUCCGGCCGUGAAAGCCUUCGACAAUAGAUGAAGUCAUGAUCACUAAUCUUUGUCCAAAAGAGGGAAAAGGCCUAAAAAACAGCCUUAUGAGGUCUAAGAAUGUUCCAGAAGGGAAAGAAUAUCAACAAUGACUGAGAUGACAAUGUGUUGUUCUUCCGAUUCUUCAUAGACCCCCAGGUUGUUAUGAAUGUAUUAAACAUUAAUUUAAACUUACAAAAACAAAUUCACUGAAUGUGGUAACUUUAACAUUUUUUAAUUUAUUCAAAAGCAUCUAUAGUUCCUUCUGUUUCUCAUAAUACAGAAGAUUUGUUCCUAAGACAACCUAAAAAGAAUAAGUGAAAAUGCAUCAAGUUGCCUCUUCUUGGAUCAUCCAUUGAAUUUCUCCAAGCUGAAUUUAAGAGAACUUUUUUUCUCAUUUGUUUGCUUUUGAAGUGUCAAUGAAAGACUAAAUGGAAUGAAUUUAGUCAUUUAACAACAGGGGAAAGCUUUGAUUGUACUUCAAACUGUACUUUCAGAUUCAACAAAAGUAUAAAAAAGUUCUUUUACAAACCAUUUAAAUGCACCUUUAUUAUCUAAGAAUAAUAAUAUCCCUUAUUUUAAAACUUAUUAUUGCUAGAAUUACAAGUGCUGGGAUAAAGGAAUAUAGUAGUAAAAAAUCCAUUGUGAACCGGGACACAGCUCUAGGAUAGCUUCUUUCAAUGAACUGAAUCCCAUGAGAGAAUGGACAGGAAAAUCCAACUCCAGUGGAAAAGUUGAAGUGACCUGCCAAAAGAAUAUGUUUACAUUAUGAUGCAGUAUUGCUGGUUUUGAGUGUAAAACUUGCUUGAGAACAUACAGUACAACAUUAAAUCGAUAUGAAGAACUAAGUGUCAGUGCUGGUUAAGCUGCUGUCACAGAUCCCCUCAGAAAUGCUAGCCAUUUGAUUCAGGGGUGGUAGAACUGAGCAUAGUUGCAAACUGUGGAGUCUCAUGUAGCUUUAUCAAGGUUUUUAUCUCAUUAGCUGAGGUAGCUGGAGGCACUUCUCUCUGGUUUCUGUUCAUUCCCAUAUGGGAUUAGGCAUGAACGUACUUCAGCUUGGAAAUUUUGAGAAGUGCACAGAUCCAAAGGAUAGGUCAGCACUUUCCUGAUUAGUGCUCUUCUAACCAAUAUGAAACUUUGUUCUCAUUAGCAAACUCAUUAAUUCUACUCCUUCCAAAUUCUGGUCAUCUAGUUUACUUAUUAAAAGUCUUUAUAUCCCACACUCUUCACAGUUUGCCUAAGGCAACUGAGCAACAAAAAUCCAAUUAACAUCAAAAAUAUAACGAAGUAACACAAUAAACCAGAAAAGCUGAAACAAUAAAACCAACAGCAUUUUAAAAUAGAAAACAAUAAAAACAGCAAUAGCAGGGCAUAAAAGCAAACAGCGAACAGGCAGAGCAAAGAGAUAAUACUCAGAAGCCAGUAAAUUAGGUGGCAAGGGAGCUUCAAUCUGGAGGACAGUUAUAUGUUGAAAAAUACAGCAAAACAGACUGAGGUGUCUUGUGAGAGGAGUUGGCUGAGCUGACUUGGGGAGCUGAAGUGGGGAAGCAGAUCUGCUGACCUGUAGGAGUGCCUCUUUGCUUCCAUAAAAGUUGCCAACUCCGGGUUUGGAAAUACCUAGAGAUUGGAAGGUGGAACUUGGGGGGCUAGGUUUUAGGGAGGGAAGGGACCGUGGUAUGGUAUGAUGUUACACAAUCCCCCUUCCAAGGCAGCCGUUUCUUCCAGGAGAAGUGCAAUAAACAUUUUGAAUAAAUAGAUAAGUGAUAUGUAGUUUGAAGAUCAGUUGCAAUUUUGGGAGAUCUUCAGCCCCAAAGUGGAAACUGGCAACCCUACCUUCACAUGUGCUGUACUUGUAUACAUGUAAAUAAAGCAGAUACUACAGAAAUGGGAGAAAUCUCCGGUGCCCUCUCUUCCAACAAGAACCCACUUAGGCAAAUUCUGGCCUUGAUAAUCUCAUCCCUUGGAGAACUGGGUUGUGUGUAACUGCAUGUACAUUGGGGAAUGUUUUUUAUCAUCUCAUCCCUUGGAGUACUGGGUUGUGUGUAACUGUAUGUACAUUGGGGAAUGUUUUUUAUCAUCUCAUCCUUUGGACUACUGGGUUGUGUGUAACAGUAUGUACAUUUGGGGAAUGUUUUUGACACUUACCACCGCAAGUGAAUUUUAAUCUCGAAAACUCAUUCACAACAAGAAUCUCACUGCCGUACUUUUGGAAUGUAAGAUAACUCAGCAUCUUAAAAGCAAUGGGCAUGUCCUCCAAGCUCCUGACAAAACAAAUAAGAUAAAAGUGAGUGAACAUUUGUCACAAAUGACUACUCCCUGUUGCUUAAACACUCAAAUAUCUGCAAGUCUUCUUAGUUUUAUCUGUUUUAUCUGUGUUGCCUGGAAAUGGACAUACUUACAGGAAUUUGUGUUGUCUCUGGCACAUUUGUACCCAACUUUAGUAAAACUGCUAAUGACUGGA
Sphaerodactylus townsendi is the source of this 4062-nucleotide messenger RNA. RefSeq names its product dynein cytoplasmic 2 light intermediate chain 1 (gene DYNC2LI1). Bases 48 to 1175 code for a protein of 375 amino acids. The transcript has 13 exons. Gene Ontology annotation, molecular function: dynein heavy chain binding. Gene Ontology annotation, cellular component: cytoplasmic dynein complex; ciliary basal body; axoneme. The record is from RefSeq and is a predicted model, not a curated record. Gene Ontology annotation, biological process: intraciliary retrograde transport; intraciliary transport involved in cilium assembly. Lineage: Eukaryota; Metazoa; Chordata; Lepidosauria; Squamata; Sphaerodactylidae.